Molecule: messenger RNA, 531 nt
Organism: Fusarium coffeatum
Lineage: Eukaryota; Fungi; Ascomycota; Sordariomycetes; Hypocreales; Nectriaceae
Exons: 1
Coding region: 1-531 (176 amino acids)
Source: RefSeq, a predicted model, not a curated record
AUGUCCAUCCUCAGCUCCAUCAAGCGUGCCCGCGAUCACAAGGACACAACCAAGGCCAAGGAAGUCGAACAACCCAAGCCCCCCAAGACUUCCCAGCCUUAUCGCCAUGUUCCCACCCACGCUGCUUGCGACUCCGUCAACAGCGGCCCAGGCGGUGCCCUUCGCCAUGAUCGCUCCAAGAUCCGCCACGAGAACCGCAAGCGCACUGCAAAGGCCGUCGCUGAGACUAUGCACGACAACCAGGCCAUCCAGAUGAACUUCCCUGGCUCAUCUACCUCAUCGCCCUUCACCAGCGGCAGUACCAGCACAGCCUACCAAGCCAGCGAGAUUGACUACGAGGGUGAUAUCAGCCCUAGAAGCCAAUCUCCUGUGCAGAGCUACGACUGGGCUCCUGCUCCUACCAUUCCUCGAGCCAUCUCUCUCAAGGGCAAGGAAGUUGUUCGGGGUCCUCACCAUGGCUUGGCAUACUCCGUAUCCCCAGAUCCCCGCGAUCGCCUUGCCCAGCGCUUCCAAACCGGUGUCAUGAUCUAA